AUGGAUGAAAGACGGUUUAAGUGCACUCAUCCUGGGUGCUCAAAGUCUUUCAAUAGACGCGACUACUUGAUACGACACUCUGCAAAUCAUUUGGAUAUCAAGCCUCAUGAGUGUCCUCAAUGCCCACAAAGAUUUGCUCGAGCAGAUCUUUUAGAAAAGCACUUGAAUACUAAAUCACACGAAAAGAGAAAACGGCGUGAAGAAAAGCUCCAGCAGCAACAACAGCAGCAGCAGCAACAGCAUGAUAACCAACCCAAGCGAACAAAAAUUGAAGAGUGGAGAGAGUAUGACAAUGAUUUGAGUCUUAAAAGUUGUUCAAACAGUGAGACAGCUCAAAGCUCUAAUUAUUCUAAUGAAGCUGCUGCUGCUGCUGGAGAUAGUCUAUCGCAUAAAAUGGCUCUUCCAUCCGCUUUAGGAAACAAUUACUUUACAACACAGCAGCAAAUGUCUGGAUAUACUAGAGAAAAUAUGAUUGCAACAAACGGCAUUAUUUCGCCUCCCCAAACCUCUCCUACAAUCAAACAGGAAAGAAAUACAAGCAGCACUAAAGCUUCACCCAGUGUAGUAAUUUCACGCGAAUGUACCUCUGCAAUUCCAAACACACAAGACCCAUCUCUAAACAUUACUUCCCGUACAUCAUCCAGCUACGGUUAUGCAUCGGUCAAUGUGUCUGUAGCAGCACCUUCGCUUAGUACCGUUUCUACUAAUUCACAUUUGGCUCAAGGUCCUUCAGCAGCUGUGUAUACUAAUGGAUUAAUACCCUCAGGGAACUUUAAUGAGUGUAUGGUUGUUCCGCCUCCAAGUGCCGUUCCCCCUUCUACUACCAAGCAAUUUACAAAUUCCUGCAACCAGGCUAUUUCACACACUCCCCAGCAACAGAAACAGCAGCAGCAACAACAACAACAACAACAACAACAACAACAACAACAACAACCGCCUCUUCCUCAGCAGCAGCAGCAACAGCAGCAACAGCAGCAGCAGCAACAGCAGCAACAGCAGCAACAGCAGCAACAACCGCAACAACCGCAACAGGUCCAGCAAGUUCCACAGGGAAACUCUCAAAGUACCAACUCUUCUCCUCUUUCGCAGCUUCUUUCAACUCAUAAUCUUUCAUACCAAAACAUUGACAUGAAUCUUUCCAACAAUUAUGCGUGGCUUUUUGGGAAUGACUUUUGGAGUAAUGUUGCGGACUCUUCUCGAGGUGCUAUUAAUGCUUCUGGGUUAGUGUCUCAAGAAUCAAAUUUUGUUAGUAAUAAGCACAUGCCUGUACGCAAUAAUCCUGGUACCCAAACAACACCUACACCGGUCAACAUGACUCCAGGUGUUGGGUUUAACAAUGUCACACGCAAGGAACGCAAUAUUAAUACUAUGUUUCAAGAUCCUCGGUCGUCUUCUCGGGGGAUGGUAUGUGAAAUGGACUACCUUAUGGGGGUUCCUGAAGGCUCUUCUUCGCAAUUUACAACUUCUAUGGUUCAUCCCUCUGUCAAUGUGCGUGCAAACUUUACCAAUAAUGCGUUUUAUGAACAAAUUAUGACUCCGGAGCUGGCACCAGGGUAUCAUCAAAACUUUAAUGGAAAUAAUAAUGGUCAGAUUCAUUUGCCAUCACAGGAUGUAACAACACAGACCAACCCUGUUGUGAAUCAAGAAGAUGGACAAAUUUAUCAGCAACAAAAUCCAGUCACACAAGCUUGGGAAAUACAGAAUCAACAGCCUAUUAAUACAGUUUCUAUUCCACAGCACCAACAUCAACAGAUUCCAGUGUCUCAAUUUCAAAACCAAAACUUGGAUACCUCUCAACGGAAAUCUAUUGGUCAUAUAAGCAAUAUUAUCCCAAUGCCGUUCCAAAAUCAAAAUGCUGUUGAGUAUAAUGAAAACCAGUUUUCUCAACAGCACUUGAUACAUCCUAUAAACGAACAACCUUUGGGGCAUGACCAUCAACAAUAUCAGCAGCAGCAACAACAUAAACAACAAUAUCAACCCCAACAUCAACUUCAACAUCAACUUCAACAUCAACUUCAACAUCAACAUCAACAUCAACAUCAACAUCAACAUCAACAUCAACAUCAACAUCAACAUCAACAUCAACAUCAACAUCAACAUCAACAUCAACAUCAACAUCAACAUCAACAUCAACAUCAACAUCAACAUCAACAUCAACAUCAACAUCAACAUCAACUUCAACUUCAACAUCCACACCAACCCAAACUACAACCACAACCACAACAACCGUUAGCUCCACCACCACCGCCACCAGAGCCUCUUCCUAAGUAUUAUUCUAUUGUUUCUAAAGAAAUGGAAGAAAAGGUAUUUGAAGUGCUUAAGAUUGUUCCUCAACUUGAAGAAAAACGGAAUCUGCUUGGACACAAGGAGUUGUCAUCUUAUCUGGAUCUUUAUUGGAAUUUUUUUGAUAUUUUGUAUCCCAUUAUUCACAAAGGCACGUUUAAUGCUUCAACGUGUGCGCCGGAGCUUAUUGUUGCAAUGGCUACUAUUGGAAUGUCUUACGCGCCAAGUAACGAUGUUUAUAAUCUUGCAAUUGAAAUCCAUCGAAAGUUUAGAAACAUAUUACUCAUCAUGGUGGAUGAUCAUCCACAGGUACCCUUGUGGGUGCACCAAAGUUUGCUGCUCACCAAUUACUUUGUAAAGAUGCUUGGUUCUCGGAACCAGCACGCCAUGUCACAAAUGUUUCACGGAACUAAUAUUGCUCUUCUUAAACUGUCUGGAUAUCUUAGUGAUUUAAAGGAGCCCACACCAAUGUUAGAAAAUAUGAAUCCAGAAAAUUAUUGGAAAGAAUGGGUCGACUAUGAAAGCAGGAAAAGGACUUCCUUUUUUGCAUUCAUUUGUGAUACCCAGCAUGCAACAUUAUUUCAUCAUACUCAAGGUAUUUCAGUUUUUGAAAUUAAUUUAGAGCUGCCGUGCACAGAUGCUUGUUGGGGCGCAGGCAGUGCCAAGGUGUUUUGGGAGAUCUACAAGGGUCAGCCACGACAGGUUCAACCUCGGCCGCCGCCUGAUUGGCAAGAUUUGGCCAUUUACUCUGGACUUGUGAAUAGUGGGAAUCAAGGUAGAGAGAAUCAAGGAUCAUCAGGAGGUAACCACAGUGGUACUAGUGGGAAUGGUGGUGGUAAUAGUAACUCAACUUCAUCAUCACAUAAGGUACUUCUUUCGUCAGGAAUCCGUGGCGAAGGAACCUGGCCCAGCUUUUUGUUUUCAAUUCGUCGGUUAAUGUCUCCAUACCGGGAGAGCCAAAAGGAAUAUUCUUUGGAUUGUUUUUCACAGUUUUCGCGAUUUAUUUUGCUACAUGGCCUACUAAGCAUUUGCUGGGAUAGUCAGUGGCGUGGCUUGUUAGAUAUGGGUAUUGUGUCAAAACGACGCAUGAGUGAGUUUCGGUUGAGGCUUGUUCAAGCAAUUGCAAGUUGGCGUGAAUAUUUUGACCGGCAGUUGAAGGAACUUAAUACUCCAGAUUUUAAUCUGCUCUUGUCAUUGAAUGGUGAGCAGUCAUACCGACGGCGGAAGCCAGAUAAUGAUGAUGAAACUAAGAAUAUGAGUGCGGCUGUAUUGAGUAGACACCAGUACCAGCCCAACUUCCCGCCAACAUCUGGGUCAUUUAUGCAGCAGGUUCAUGGUAACAAUAGUAAUAGAAAUAGCACUAGCAGCAGCAGCAGCAGCAGCAGUAGCAGUAGCAAUAAUGGAGUCCAGCCAACAGUGACACCUCAUCUCAACUAUUAUGGGAACUCACCGUUGCUAUGUGCCAAUUGGUCGUUGUACAAUUUUGGGCUAAUUGCAUUGUACUCAGAUACAUCAUCGCUGAGGACGUUUGCGGAAGGGUUGUCUUCUUUGAAUCCUUCUGGUGAAGAAAAUAAUUAUUUGGGGACAUUUCCGACAUUAAAUUUUCUUGGUGGAAUUCAGCCGGCAGAUGUUGUUGCACAAACAAGUCUUGCACGGCAACGGGCGGUUGCGCGGUCGCUGGAGCAGCUCAAGGCGCAAAAGGUGAUUUAUAGCUGGGCUGCAUCUGAGGAUGCCAAGUGGGCGGUAUGGCAUUCUGCACAUUUCCUGGCUAAAGUAUUUGGGAAUGAUGCAUUGAUGAGUCAGGCUGACCAUAUGCCAUGGUGCGUUUAUAUAGCGACGCUUUCAUUGUGGGCCUUUGAAGUGUCGCGGGCGGCACAAUCGCAUGAUGAACUCAAGUCGAGUCAGUACAUUUUGAACAAUGAGGAGAUUCAACGACAGAGAGAAGUUGAAGCUAGAGAGAAGAGUACUAAGGAUGGGUUAUCACAUUCUGGAACUAAAAAACAAAAAAAACGAGGAGGACGUUCAGGGAAGAACAAUGAUAGUAAUGAGGGUGUUUCUAUUAGGCGAGACGAGACAAUAGUAUCUUCAAUAUCAGCAUCUGCUUUGUCUCAGUCUUCAUCACAAUCAUCUGAAUCACAGGGCGCAUUUUCUCCUCUUGAAAAUGGUAAGGAUGAUGGUUAUCAUGAAUCUUCACUGGCUACUAAUGGGUCUAUUCCAGCUUAUAUAAGGUAUCGAUUUGAGAUUGAUAUUGAGCGGGCCAAGCGGGAUGCUUUGGAGUAUGUUGGGAUGGUACAGAGAUUUCCACCCAAGUCGAUGCAGACCACACCUACCGCCAGCGAAGAUCAACAAGCUGAGUUUCAAAUGGCUAGCGGAUGUUCUGGAAUUGGAACUGGAACUGGAACUGGAACUGGAGGUAUUGGAGGGACGGGAUCGGUUGAGAUGCUGGAGAAGCGGGAAUCGUUGGUGAUGGGACUUGUUGCAUAUGUUUAUGCUCUAUUUGGCAAGUAUGAUCGAGGAUUGAAUACAAAUGCGAUUCCGCUGCUCCACAGUCUAUUGGAUCGGUACAAUAUAGCACGAUGA
Messenger RNA from Magnusiomyces paraingens, 4863 nucleotides. RefSeq lists its product as uncharacterized. The record is from RefSeq and is a predicted model, not a curated record. Lineage: Eukaryota; Fungi; Ascomycota; Dipodascomycetes; Dipodascales; Dipodascaceae. Gene Ontology annotation, molecular function: RNA polymerase II cis-regulatory region sequence-specific DNA binding; zinc ion binding; DNA-binding transcription factor activity, RNA polymerase II-specific. Bases 1 to 4863 code for a protein of 1620 amino acids. Gene Ontology annotation, cellular component: chromatin. Gene Ontology annotation, biological process: DNA-templated transcription; regulation of transcription by RNA polymerase II. The transcript has 4 exons.